AUGGCUGACGUUCAGAUUCCGCCUUCCGAGGAAGGAGAGGAGCUGCCAGAGGAUGAUUCUGUUGGCAUUGCUCUGGGUCCCGCCCCAGAGCUAGCAGUGGAGCAAGGAGAAGGUUCUGCAAACUAUUGCUACCUGAUCCUUUUCAAUCUCAACAAGCGCAACAACUUGGGAGCUUGCCUGCGUUCGGCUGCGGCUUUUGGGGUGCGCUUGGUUAUGUUGGUUGGCCGCCAAGGAUUCAAGGCUUUCUGCAAAAAGAGCGGCCAGGGGGCAGUGCCGAUCGAGCAUGCCCCGACACUCCCGCAAGGCAUCGAGGCGCUGAAGGCCCGGCACCCCUCAGGCCGCCUUGCAGUCUGCGGCGUAGAGAUCUUAGAGCAGGCGAAAUCGCUGCACGAGUGCCCCUUCCGAGGGCCAACGGCCUUCAUGAUGGGCAACGAGCGUGGAGGACUUACCCGCGACCAAAUUGCUCACUGCGACAGCUUUGUCUACAUCCCCCAGUUUGGCGGUGGUGUUGGCUCCCUGAACGUUGCUUGCGCCUGCAGUGUAGUCCUGUACCAAUACAGUGCCUGGGCCGCUCAGCGAGAGGGCUUGGGCUUCCCGGAGGAUGAUCGCCCUGCCAUGUCGGCGCCGCACGGUGCUGGCAGCUUUGCCCUGCGAGGCUCACGGCCAAUGCCGCCAGUGCUGGCAGGUUUCCCCGCCUCAGCAAGCGGCCAGCCGGAUGAAGCAAUGGCUGGCCCAGAGUGGAAACGAAGCCGAAGCGAG
Symbiodinium pilosum is the source of this 759-nucleotide messenger RNA. Lineage: Eukaryota; Dinophyceae; Suessiales; Symbiodiniaceae. The record is from the annotation of a GenBank genome assembly.